Molecule: messenger RNA, 2024 nt
Organism: Cheilinus undulatus (humphead wrasse)
Lineage: Eukaryota; Metazoa; Chordata; Actinopteri; Labriformes; Labridae
Gene: brd7
Product: bromodomain containing 7
Exons: 17
Coding region: 61-1896 (611 amino acids)
Biological process (GO): regulation of transcription by RNA polymerase II
Cellular component (GO): nucleus
Source: RefSeq, a predicted model, not a curated record
UGUAGUGCUUCCGCUACAACUGAUACAUUGAGCAACCGGUUCCGAUACAACAUACAAACAAUGGGCAAGAAGCACAAAAAGCACAAGUCGGAAAAACACGGAUAUGACGACUACGGAGAGAGACCACUGAAGCUUGUGUUAAAAGUUUCUGGAAACGAAGUGACCACGGGAAGUUCCAGUCGGGAUACUUUUUACGACGAUCAACCGGUGGACUACGACAAACCAAAAGACAAGAAAAAGAAGAAGAAGAAGGAUAAAGACAGGAGUAUCGGGUCACCAGAGGAUGACAGAGGAAGGAAAAAGAUGACAAAGAAGAAGAAAGGACAUGAUGCGGAUGGAGACGACGACCAGGAUCAAAGCAGAACUCCUAUCCGGUCAGAGUUGGACAAACUGGAAGAAAAGGAACAAACGCCCUUGCAGGAAGCUUUAAAUCAACUGAUCAGACAGCUCCAAAGGAAAGAUCCCAGUGCAUUCUUCUCAUUCCCCGUGACGGACCUGAUUGCUCCUGGCUACUCCUCCAUAAUCAAACGACCAAUGGACUUUAGCACCAUGAAGGAGAAAGUAAAGAAAGAGUGCUACCAGUCAUUGGAUGAACUCAAGGUGGACUUCAAGAUAAUGUGUGAAAAUGCUAUGAUUUACAACAAACCUGAGACCAUUUACCAUAAAGCAGCUCGGAAAUUGUUACACUCAGGAAUGAAGAUCUUGAGCCAGGAGAGGCUGGAGAGUUUGAAGCAGAGCAUAGAGUUUAUGUCUGGCCUCGAUCCCUCUGCAAAACAGACAGUGAAGCCUGAGGACCAGAGUAGCACCAGCCUUGACCAGAAUGGAGAAAGACCAAGCACCGCCACAGACAGUAGCGAGAGCUCCCAGACACCCAGCACACCCAGACAGGACAAGGACUCCAAGGACGAAGCAGCAAAAGCAGAGAAAGAGCUUGAGGAAAUUCGCAAGGUCAUCGAGGAGUCUGGAGGAAAGCUGUCCAACAGGAUGCUGCAGUGUGAUUUGGAGUUUGCAAGACGGAAGUCUGAUGGCUCCACCACUCUGGCAAUCCUCAACCCAGCAGAUCCAUCAGUGGGAGAUGCUGGUUACUGUGCUGUGAAACUGGGCAUGAUGUCCAAUCGGUUGCAAAGUGGUGUGAACACUCUACAGGGCUUCAGGGAGGACAAGAGGAACAGAACCACUCCAGUGUCCUACAUCAACUACGGUCCGUUCACCUCCUACGCUCCCACCUACGACUCCAGCUUCGCCAACAUCAGCAAAGAGGAGUCUGACCUGCUUUACAUGUCAUAUGGCGAGGAGUCCAGCCUGCAGGGCUCAGACAGCCUGUCGGAGUUUUUGGCCAAAUCAGACGAGUACAUUUUCAAACUGGCAGAUAAUAUCUUGGAUGCGAUGACAAAUGGAGAGCAUUCAAAAACCCUGAAGGAGACGGAGAAUCAGGUGGAGGAGGAUACAAAUGCACAAGAGGAGAAGGAUGACACAGAGGUAGCUGAACCCGAAGCACCCAUCAGUAACAGGCUCGACUUCCUGCACUUCGCUGCAAGCCUGCAGGAGGCUGAGAAGCUUUCUGGGGAGGCCCUGCACUUCCAGCAGAAACUGGAUGAGACUACAAAGCUCCUGCGAGACCUGCAGGAAGCUCAGCGGGAGCGCCUGAGCACCAAGCAGCCGCCGAACAUGAUCUGCCUACUCGCCCCGACAGCCAAGGAGCUGGAGCUGGCUGAAAAGGUGACAGGAAACCUGGCUGAGUUAACAGGUCAGGUGGCCCCGUGUGAUGUCAGCAGUGUGUAUGGCAUCAGGAGAGCCAUGGGCGUCGCUUUACCUCCAGAACCACCUGAGCCAUUCAUUGACCUCACAACUGUUCAGGAGAUGGUUGAACCAAUGGAGACCUUUUCCAGCUGUUAGGAUACAGCUCCAGUCAUCACUGUGUAAUCAAAUUCCACAUUUCCAUUUUCAUAAGUUGAUAAUUGUAGAAAAAGGUGCUCUUUGUGUCAUUUGUAUGUAUUUCAUUUAAUAAACUUCUUUUCUAUAAA